CAGAGGCCAGAACUCACCAGAGUCUUCCCCUCAUCAACUUCCAAAUCUCUCUCUCUCUCUGACACACACACACUGCAGGAGCCUGUUGGACAGCCACAAUGAAGCCCAGACCGUCGUCGCCGUCUAUGGGAAACGUGCCGUGUCGCUCGUGAGCCCGGACCUCAACUUUUUGCUGAACUUCUCUCUUGGGGUCGUCAUGGUGAUCGGGCCGCACGGCGCCGAGGACGGCGUCGGCGUCGGCGGCGUCGGCCGCGACCACGUGGACCUGCUGAGCCCCGACGACCUGGAGUGUAAGAUCUGCUACUGCGCCUACAACCUGGGGAGGCGGCGGCCGAAGGCGCUCGAGUGCCGCCACCGUCUGUGCGCCAAGUGCCUCGCCAAGAUCCUGGACCUGGGGGAGUCGCCUCCCGACGCCGUGGUGUGCCCGUUCUGCCGCUACGUCAGCGGCCUGCCGGACGACUGCAACCUGGCGGCGGCGCUGGCGCUCCAAAGCAGGAAUCGGAGGACCACCGAGCUGCUGCUCAGCCCCGGGCUCCUGAGCUCCCUCAUGGGUAGCAACCCGCCUGUGGCGUCCCCUUCUUCCUCCUCCUCCUCCUCCUCCUCCUCGCCGGGCUUCUCUUCCUCCACCCCCUACUCCUCCAUCCGGGGCUCCCCUAACUUUGUGGUCAUUACCAUCAUGGAGCCGCCGCCGCCAUCAUUGCCCGCUUCCACCCAAGACCUCCACCUGCACCACCAGUCGACCGGCGGCUACCGCUCAUCCAGCCUGGACUCCGUGGCGUCCGUCGCGCGGAGGUGGACGGCGUGGAACUGCGCGGUCCUCCUGCGCCGGACCUCGGCCCGGGCGCUGGUGUGGGUGCUGGGGCUGCUGUACUUCGGCUCGCUGCCCAUGGGCGUUUACCUGCUCAUCGUGCAGAGGACGACGCUCGGGGUGCUGCUGGUGAGCAUGGUUCCCGCCAGCCUGGCCAUGAUCAUGGUCUACGGGCUCUGCCAGUGUGUCUGCCACGAGCUGUGGGACUGCAUGCCGCCGUAACGGGGACCGGUCCAACGGGCAACGACGGGCUUGCGUUGAAUACGCCUCGACAACGGGGUCUCCGGAAUUCACUAAUGGGGGAUGUUCCUGUGUAACCGCGUCGACGCGGCAAUAGCGUGAUGGAGCCGGGGGCUUUAUGUAAGAAGAGAGCAAGAACAUAAUGUACAAACGGAGCUCAGAGUUUGGGGCUUGUCAUCCUUCUACAUGUACAUGUGUGCUCUGUUUAGCUUGGUAGAUGACUAAUUACCCAAUAAAUGCCAGAUUUAACUCAACCUUUAA
Molecule: messenger RNA, 1309 nt
Organism: Pseudoliparis swirei
Lineage: Eukaryota; Metazoa; Chordata; Actinopteri; Perciformes; Liparidae
Gene: rnf182
Product: ring finger protein 182
Exons: 1
Coding region: 197-1030 (277 amino acids)
Source: RefSeq, a predicted model, not a curated record